AUCGCUAAGAAAUUGUAAAUAUUGUGCAAAAGGAUUAGAACAUUUGUUUUACCAAACAUGUGAACCCCGGAGAAUUUUGUGCACUGACAUUUGGCCGCGAGAUAAUGUGAAUUAAUAUCAAUAUUUCCGGAUUUAUGUGCUAAUUCGUCUCUAAAAUGGCUCUAAUGCAGGAAAAUGAGUUUCUAUCACUUGAUGUGGAGGAGCAGGAAGCUGAAAACCAACCUAAAAGACUGAAGACCAGAGAGAAGCGUACCAAACUCAGCCAGCGCGAUAUUUUCAUUAGUUUUGUGGAGCAAAAUCCGGAAGUACUAGACAAUAAUGAUGCAGCAUAUGCAAAAAAAUGGAAAAUUCUGGCAAGUAAACUUAAUACGAUUGAGCCGAAGAAGAGUACCAGUGCGUGGAUAAAGAACCUCAAAGAAUGGGAGUACUCCCUCAAAUCCAAAUACAAUAAAGCGAAAAAAAACUCCCGGGUGGCAACAGAAAUGUCCAAUUUUGAGAUGAGGGCUCUAGCAGCCUUUGGAAUCAUACGUUUGAAAGGAAAUUCAGAACUUUCAAACCUAUUUUUUCCUGAAACAAUUUCCACAUCGACACCUACCACAAGGAUUUUGAGCACACAGUCAGGUGCAAAUUCUUCACUAGCCUCUCCAGAUGAAUCCUUUUUAGGUGAAGUUGGUUGUUGCACGUCUCUAGAAAUGGAGGAUUUUGUUAAUCAACAUGACAAAGAAUCACUCCCACAGAAGACAAAAUCAUUUGAUAUUCCUGUGGAAUCCUUGGAGCAGGUAAUUCCACCGAAAAAGAAGUCUCGAUCUUUGCUACGUGAUCCUGAUAUGGCAGAGAUUCUGAAUGUUCUUUCUGACCAAAAUAAAGUCAACCAGAAAAAUGCUCAAAUUGCUGAGAAGAACGCUGAGAGCUUUGCUACCAUCGCUAAUUCUCUUAAGGAUAUGGUGGGUUUCUUUAUCGCUGGAAAUCGCCAAACACAAAAUAAAGAAUAAUAUUUUUGUAUUACUUUCUGAUAUCAAAAAAUACAGUACAAAUGAAUUCAUGUGAUUACAAGUUAUUGA
Molecule: messenger RNA, 1061 nt
Organism: Phlebotomus papatasi
Lineage: Eukaryota; Metazoa; Arthropoda; Insecta; Diptera; Psychodidae
Exons: 2
Coding region: 156-992 (278 amino acids)
Source: RefSeq, a predicted model, not a curated record